Molecule: messenger RNA, 720 nt
Organism: Knipowitschia caucasica
Lineage: Eukaryota; Metazoa; Chordata; Actinopteri; Gobiiformes; Gobiidae
Source: the annotation of a GenBank genome assembly
AUGUGUGAGGCCACGGCUGUUCAUACCGAGGGCAGGGGUGUUCACACCGAGCCCACGGGUGUUCGCACUAAGGGCACAGAUGUUCACUCCGAGGGCAUGGGUGUUCAGUCCGAGGGCAGGGGUGUUCACUCCGAGGGCAUGGGUGUUCACACCGAAGAAGAAGUUCUCUUCCUUGGACACAUUGUGAGUGGCAACGGAGUUGGACCAAAUCCUGCUCUUGUCAAAGAUGUACAGCAAUGGAACCCCCCCAACAACCUACAAGAGCUGCAGGCCUUCCUUGGGCUAUGUAACUAUUAUCGCAAGUUUGUCCCAAGUUUUGCAGAGCUGGCAAGCCCCCUCCAUAAUCUUCUCAAAAAGGGAACAGUGUUUCAAUGGACUGACGAGCACCAAGCUGCUUUUACUAUGCUCAAAGAAAAGCUGACCACCGCACCUGUGUUGGGGUAUCCCCGUACUGAAGGAAAGUUCAUUCUGGAUACAGACGCCUCAAACAACAGUGUCGGAGCAGUCCUGUCGCAGAUCCAGUGGGGAGAAGAGAGAGUUCUGACCUAUGCCAGUAGCCGCCUGUCCCCAGCUCAACAAAGGUACUGCGUCACUCGUCGUGAAUUACUCGCUGUUGUUCGCUUCAACACGCCAGUUCCGCCAUUAUCUACUGGGCAGGAAGUUCCUACUACGGACCGACCAUGGCAGUCUCACCUGGCUUUUCCGUUUCAAGUGCCCUGA